AUGAAUGAAAAGAAUGAUACUAAUAUCAAAUGCCCAAAUUCAGAACAUGUCAAUAAUGUAAAAUUAGUAUGUUUUAAUGAAUCUUGUAAAGCAGAUAGAUUAUAAUGCAUUUAAUGUAUAUAAAAUGGAAUUCAUGUUUCUCAUGUUUAACAUUAAUAAGAUUUACCAUUUUUGUUUGAUCAUAUUUUAAAUAUUGAAAAUUAUGUGAAGACUUAAUUAUAGAUUUGA
This is a messenger RNA of Paramecium pentaurelia, 228 nucleotides long. The record is from the annotation of a GenBank genome assembly. Lineage: Eukaryota; Ciliophora; Oligohymenophorea; Peniculida; Parameciidae.